This is a messenger RNA of Paramecium octaurelia, 4072 nucleotides long. The record is from the annotation of a GenBank genome assembly. Lineage: Eukaryota; Ciliophora; Oligohymenophorea; Peniculida; Parameciidae.
AUGAAAAUUAUUUUUUUAGUAAUCAAUGUGAUCCAUACUAUUCCUUUAUUUUAUAUCAAUAGUGAAUAAGAAAUUUCAUUGUACCCAACAGAAGGAGAAUUUUAUAAAUACUAUAUUGAUUCAGCUUAAGCUGAUUAUUAACUAAUAUGCAAAAUUGAUCCUUAAGUUCCAAAUGUAUAAGUUAUGAAUUAAUGCGAAGAAAUAUAUAAAACAUAAGGAAAUAGUAAGAUAUAAAAAUACAAUUAUAGAAUUUAAAUCAAUGUCAUCAAAUAAUACACAUUUUAUAACUUUAUCAUAUGAAAAUGAAGUAACUUUGUAUGAGUGGAACAAUUAAAUAAUUGAAUAAGUUGGAGAAUCUGUGACAAUUGAUUCUUCACUUAAUUGUUUUAAUAUCAAUUUAUCUGGAGAUUUUGCUAUUUUAGUUGAUUGCUAUUAAAAUGACGAAUUCCUUUUAAUUUAAUUAUUGGAUAAUUAAUCAAUCCCUGCUUAUUAAGUGUAAUCAUCUAUACCUACUUCAACCAAAAUAUAAGCAAUUGUUAAUGGAACCAAUGUUUUUUUAGUAUAUGCCUAAUAUUUUUAAGAAUAUUCCAUACUUUCACUGUUCUCAUCAUAAUUUCAAAAUUAAAGCAGCUUAUAAAAUAAAUUUAUUGAUUUUGACAUCCCCAUUACAAUAAGUCCUAAUAUUUAUGCAAUUACUUCUCAAGAGAUAUUCUAAAUAUCCAUAUCUCCACAAUCUCAAUUUUAUAUAAAAAGUAAUUUAAGCAAUGAGAAUAUCAAUACUUUAACAACUAUUAAUGUUUAUUAUGAUUUAUCUAUUUAUUCUUAAUGUGAUCAAAUAUUUUUGGCAUAUUAUUUAACUUAAGAAGAAUCUUGCAUUAUUUAACUAUAUGGAUGUGAAAAUUCUAUAAUUCUGACAUAAAAUUAAUAAUGUGGGUUUCUAUCUGAGUCCAUUCUAAAAAUUCUUUUAAAUAGCUAUUUUAUGAUAGUUUAAUUAGAUUAUAAAAUAUUUAUUUACAAAAAACAGUCAAAUGGAUAGUAUAUGUAUUUACUAAGUCAUUAAAGUAAUUCCUUAUUAUAUUUCAAUUCUGAUAAUGAAUUAUUUUCAUUUAGUUAGCAGAUAAGAAUUUAUAAAACGCGAGUGCCUUACUUAUAAGUCAAUUUAACCAACUUAGAAGCUGCUGGAAAUAAUUAUACAUUUAUACUUUUAUGUCAGAAUCUAGGAUACAAAACUUACACUUACUCUAACAUUUAACUUUAGGUAUUACCUUAGAAUGAUACAAAUAUCUAUGUAAUGUUUAAUUAAAAUUUUCCUUAAAAUUAGACUUCAUUGGAACUUAAUGUUACAAAUAACUUUUAUAGCUUUUCAGGAUAAUUAUUACAAUAUAAACAAAAUCCAGAUGAAAUACCUUUAAAUUUUACCUUAAUGGCUGAAGAAUAUGCUGGCCAAAUUAAUUAAAGUUAUUACUUAGUAUAACCUUUGUCGCUGACAUAGGAGCAGCAAAUCCUUUUAUAUUUAAUAGGAUAUAAUAAUUAUUCAAUUGAUAUUUUGUAAAGUGAAGUAUAUCCGACGUCAACCUAUUAAUUCAGUUAAAUAUGUUCAAUAAAGAUUAGUAUAAAUGCUAGUUCUUUAUAAGUUGCUUAUAGCAUUUAUCCAUAAAUGAUGAUAAUAGGACUUAGUUCUAAUAAUACAAUCUAUUUAUUUUAAUUCUAUAAUUCUACUAAUAGUAUCAUUAGUUAUUCAAAUUAUACCUUUAACUCAUAAUUUUCAGAUUUUGUAGUCACUUAUAGUAAUAUUAUAAUUCUAAUUCCAAAUCAAUAAAUUGAAAUAACGACAUUUAAUUUUACAAAUACUUUUACUUUAAAUUAAUCAUCAAUAAAUAAAUUGUUCAAUAAUAUAGAAUUCAAUCCAAUAUAAAUAGUAGUGAAUACAUAAUUAUUGUCAUCUUUAUUAUAUAUAAACAAUAUAAAUGAAGUAAUAAUAAUUUCAAUUGAUGAUAAUAGCAUUCCAAUACCAAUUUCAUUAAUUAAAGUCAAUUACAAAAUAAAGUAGAUAAAUAUAAUAAGUUAAUAAUUAAUCUUAUCAUAUUUAUGUAAUGAUGAUCAAAAUACGUGCUUUUAAGUUUAUAAUGUAUAAAAUCUACCAAUAUACUAUUUUGUAAAGAAUCUAUAUAGUGUAAAUGUGGAUAGUGAAGUAACAAUAUAAUCAGAUAACCUAUUCUUAUAUGUUACGUUUAGUAAUUACACUGUUUAUGCUUAUAAUCCUUCCUUACCAUAUCAUAUGAGUUUAUAUUAUAUGUUAAAAUUAACUUCGCCAAUUUAAUGUGCUUAGGCGUUUAAAAAUAUUUUAUUUUAUGCGCCUCAAUUUCAAUUUACAUCAUCAAUGAUACUACUUUCAAACAAUAAAAUUUUUCAACUUUAUAGAAUGUAAAAAUUUAAGAUAACUACUGAGUUCUACAAUUAGGAUUUUAACAAUACAAUAGUUUACCCCUAAUUCAUUUUUAAUUAUAAUGUAACUUCAGCAUUAAAUGAAACGGCUUUAUAAUAGACUCCUAAUUAAAGUAUUAUUUUAUAUUCAAAUUUCACAGUAUUUUUGAAUCAAAGAAAUUUAUCUAUAAAUUUAAUUUCAGAUAAUAUAAUUCCUGGUUCGAUAAAUUUCUCAUAUCCUAUGCAUUUAAUUGUUGAUAGAUAAGUUGGAUAUUGCACAUUAAAAAAUCUUGCUUUAACUAAUGAUUUAAACAAAUAUUGUAGUUUGACUCAAGCAUUUUAAUAUAAAUCUACGAGCAUUCCAAAUUAUAGCAAUUUCUCUUUAAUUACUUCAAUAAAUAAUGAAUGUUUUGCUUUAUAAAAUAGCUCUUACAUAUAAACAGUAAAUAGUGACUUAACAUAAGUAUUAAAUUUAAGUUAUUCUAAUCUAAAUUUAACCUAAUGUCUAAAAUCAACAUCAAACAAUUACACAUUAUAUUCAAUUUGUGGAAAUAGUACUUCAUAAUAUUUGCUUAAUUUUACUUUAAAUUGUGAUGGUAAUAUAGUAUUAAGUGAAACUAUAUAAUUACCCAAAACGUUUUAAAGUAUUUCCAAAUUUAACGCCAUUUCAAAUCAAAUUUUUAUUCUAGGUACUUUGAAAAAUUCAUCGUUAUAAUAAUUGUAUUGGUUUAAUCAGUCUAACAACAACUUAUUGGAAAUAGACAAAUAGAAUCAUGGGAUGUGCCAAGAUUUCUCUAUAGCAUAAAUACCAAAUAGGCCUCAAAAUGAUUAAUUACAAUAAAUAAUUGUUUUAUAUAUUUAGAGGUUUAUAGUCUAUAGUAGAAUGAUGGUAGUUAAUAAUUAAGUCAUCGAAUUAGGAAAUAUAAUUAUUAUUAACAUUUAAUUUGCCUGCCAAUAUUAAUAUUUUUUGCAAACUCAAAUAGAAUAUAAUUUGGUUCUAAUUAUGCAAGCAUCAACUAAUAGUAUAAUGAUACUUUUGAGCGAUAUGUACUUUAGUUUCAUCGUCGAAGUAAGGUUACGAUUAUAUUAAUAAUUUAAUCAAAACAUUUACAAAGGCAUAGGCUUUAGAACUAUUCCAAAUUUUGGCGAUUUAAAUAAUACUGGAAAUUUUUUUUAUUAGAAUAUGAUUUUGAUGCAGCAAUUUAAAUACAUGAAUACAUACAUAAUCGGAGUCUAUUAUCUGAAUAAUCUCAAAGAUGAAAAUUUAAAGGAACCCAUUCUGAUGUAAGGUUCAUAUAACGCGACAGUAUCUGAUUAUGCGAUGAUUACUAAUUAAUAAUAUGAAUAUGGAACAGCAAUAUACUUUUAUAACUAAAAAAUAUAUAAUUACCCAAUAAGUACUUGGAAUGUAACUUGUAUUGCUAAUACAAAAAGUAAUUAAAUAAAUAUUUCUAUAUUUUGCUAAAACGGAUUUUCAAAUGGUAUCUACAACAUUAAAUUUUAUCUGCCUCCUGAAUUUCAUUUUAACUUUGGUCCAUCUGCUUAUAUCCUAUUUUUAAUAAUUAUUAUACUGCUUAUAUUUUUCUACUUUAGAUUUAGAAAACGGACAAAGAGGGUUGGGUUUAUUUAUUCAGAAGUUGAAUUAUGA